AUGUCUGGCCACGGCAGCGGUUUGUUCUUUGGGCUUGAGGCGGUGCCGCAAGACUUUCCGGAGGUUUUGGAGGAGCUGAAUCGCGCAUGGAAGGGAGGCCACUUCGGGCAUUGGUUUGGCGGCCCACGGGCGGGGAGAUAUUUGACCUGCACCUUGGAGGACUUUUGGUCUUGGAAGUUCUUCCACCUCUUCGCGAUCGUGUUGCGGAUGCAGGAUGAUCUACAGCUGAUCUUGGAACAAAUGGGCUCUGAAGGUCAACGCUUAAGCAUGGAGCAGCAGAUCAUGAUCAGCUUCCACAGCCGCGGCCAACAGCUGCCUCCUUGGGAGGACGGCGCCGGGCGGCGGAGUCGACGCAUCAGCUUAGUGUUUCAUCCCAGCCACAGUCAUCGGCGUGUCAGUGAAGGUGGUGCGCUCCGCUUGCACAAGAAAGGCACAGCACAAGUGGUGGAAGUGCCGGGCGGUAGUGCUCACUGGGCCAUCUUCCGCACGGCAGAGGUCCGCCAGGAAGUCACCAAGGUCAAUCUCCCCUGUGGCCGCUGGUGCAUCACCGUUUGUGCGGAAGACACCGAGCUUGCUCGCAAGCUACGGCCCGAGCACUCCGCAUUGGUGAACCGCGCUGGCACAGACGUUGGUGGGCCUGAGCCAGUGCGGGAGGUCACCUGCGAUUGCUGCUCCUUCUCCGCGGGCGAUGGCAUUCUUUUGACCUGCCCCGGCCAGCACCGGCUUUGCCGGAACUGUCUUUUGAUGGAACUUCGCCGGGAAAGCGUGCCCAGCUGCACGGCUUGUGCGGGCGAAGGCGAUCGCAUCCAUCUCUCCUCGGUCUGGGAGCUGAUGUCGCAGGACCACACCGCUCUGGAUGACCUGGGUUGUUGCUGCACACCUGGCGCGGAAGGCUGUGACAGCCAGAUCGACGUGGGAGCUCAGGUGGUGGUCUUUGGCCAGAGCAAGUCCAGUGGUUUGAAUGGUCAACGUGGUUGGACUCUCUGGUGGGACUUUGAGAAGCAGCUUUGGGAGGUGCUCCUGCCCUCGGGCCGAGUUCUGGCCUUGCGCGGCUCAGAGCUCGCGCUCGCCGAGGCCUGCGAGGGUCGCUGCAUCUAUGAUUGCCCCGCCUGGCAAGUGGGUCGUGGCUUGUACCCGGUGAGUUUGGGCAAUCGCUGCUGCGUGAAGCUGGGCAUUGAUGAAUGCUCCGGAGAUGCCCACUGCCCGGUGGGCUAUCCUUACUUUCACGGCGCUGAGUACUUGCCCUUCGACUCCUUGUUGUGCCUGGGCUAUGCGACACCGGACGGCCUCCCGGACACCCGUCCGGCCCGUCCGGUGCAGUUCUGCGUGCGGUGCGGAACUGUCACCAGCCGGCACUGA
Durusdinium trenchii is the source of this 1359-nucleotide messenger RNA. The record is from the annotation of a GenBank genome assembly. Lineage: Eukaryota; Dinophyceae; Suessiales; Symbiodiniaceae.